AUGAAUUUUGUGACAUUUAACCAAGAUCACAGCCAUCUGGGCGUUGGCACUACAAAUGGCUAUCGCAUCUAUACAACAGACCCCUUCACCAAACAGUCUGAGUCACGCGAGGGCGAUGUAUCCAGCUUGGAAAUGCUGUUCUCGACCUCUCUGGUCGCAUUGACACUCUCACCACGGGUGCUGCGGAUACAGAACACAAAGAGACACUCCACAAUCUGUGAAAUGACCUUUCGUACGGCCAUAUUGGCGAUGCGCUUGAAUCGGAAGCGCCUCGUAGUAGUACUGGAGUCCGAGUUGUACAUAUACGACAUCAGCAACAUGCAGAUGCUGAAGACGGAGAAGACGUCUCCCAACCCAAAUGCUAUCUGCGCUCUUUCGGCAUCCUCUGAGAACAACUACAUCGUAUACCCGCUCCCCACAAAGGCUGCGCCAGCCACGUUUCAACCGCCGUCACACGCACCGCCCAAGUCGGACCAUGUUGCGCCAACCAGUGGCGAGGUCUUGAUAUACGACGCUACGAAGAUGGAAGCGGUAAAUGUCAUCGAGGCACAUAACUCACCGCUUUCUUGCAUCGCACUGAACAAUGACGGCACCUUGCUGGCUACGGCAUCUGAGAAAGGCACCAUCAUUCGUGUCUUCUCGAUACCAGAUGCUCAGAAACUGUAUCAAUUCCGACGAGGUUCGAUACCUGCUCGGAUAUUCAGCAUGUCGUUCAACUCGACCUCGACCUUGCUCUGCGUCUCGUCAGCGACUGAGACAGUGCACAUCUUCCGCCUUGGUGACUCGAAUAAGGGUCGGAGCAACAGUGUGUCCUCGGGCCCAAACACGCCAAUGUCUCCCUCUCGCGAACGUAGUAGCAGCCGUGUCAGCGAAGAAACCACGGACGAGUAUGGUGCAAGCACAGUCGAGAUCGCUGUACCAGAACGAAAACCGAUAAGUCCUACUUUUGCCAGCAUGAUACGGCGAACUUCGCAAAACGUGGGCAAGACCUUCGCGGCUACUGUUGGCGGAUACUUGCCAAGUGCAGUAUCGGAGAUUUGGGAGCCGUCACGCGACUUUGCAUGGGUGAAGAUCCCACGGUCGACUACCAGCACCUCGUCCGGGUCUAUGAGAUCGGUGGUCGCGCUCAGUAAUAACGCGCCUCAAAUCAUGGUCGUCACAAGUGAAGGGAACUUUUAUGUUUUUGAUGUAGAUCUUGAGAAAGGGGGCGAGGGUGUACUGCAUAAGCAAUACUCGCUCCUUGAACCAAACGAGUUGUCCUCGAGCCAUUCACAGGACCUUCCUGAAUAG
Messenger RNA from Plenodomus lingam JN3, 1290 nucleotides. RefSeq names its product autophagy protein (gene ATG18). Gene Ontology annotation, molecular function: phosphatidylinositol-3,5-bisphosphate binding; phosphatidylinositol-3-phosphate binding; protein binding. The record is from RefSeq and is a predicted model, not a curated record. Gene Ontology annotation, biological process: protein localization to phagophore assembly site; protein lipidation; nucleophagy. Gene Ontology annotation, cellular component: fungal-type vacuole membrane; extrinsic component of membrane; cytosol. NCBI's taxonomy places the organism in Eukaryota, Fungi, Ascomycota, Dothideomycetes, Pleosporales, Leptosphaeriaceae.